AUGUCCUGCUACGACCUGUGUCCCACCACCAGCUGCGGCAUCGCCCGCCCCCAGCCCCUGGCCGACAGCUGCAACGAGCCCUGCGUGCGGCAGUGCCCYGACUCCACCACCGUCAUCCAGCCUCCUCCYGUGGUGGUCACCCUCCCCGGYCCCAUCCUCAGCWMCUYCCCACAGAACUCCUUUGUGGGCUCCUCWGGAGCUCCAGUGCUUGGUGGUUAUGGAGGCUCCUCCUUGGGCUACGGGGGCUUCUAUGGAGGUUAUGGAGGCUCCUCCCUAGGCUAUGGGGGUCUCUAUGGCGGGUUUGGAGGUUCCUCCUUGGGCUAUGGGGGUCUUUAUGGAUACGGAAGAUCCUACGGGGCUGGAUCCUGCAGCCCUUACUCCUACCGGUACARCAGGUACCGCCGUGGCAGCUGUGGGCCCUGCUAA
Nothoprocta perdicaria is the source of this 426-nucleotide messenger RNA. Its product is annotated as scale keratin-like. The record is from RefSeq and is a predicted model, not a curated record. Gene Ontology annotation, molecular function: structural constituent of cytoskeleton. Lineage: Eukaryota; Metazoa; Chordata; Aves; Tinamiformes; Tinamidae. Bases 1 to 426 code for a protein of 141 amino acids. Gene Ontology annotation, cellular component: intermediate filament. The transcript has a single exon.